Molecule: messenger RNA, 2496 nt
Organism: Hemiscyllium ocellatum (epaulette shark)
Lineage: Eukaryota; Metazoa; Chordata; Chondrichthyes; Orectolobiformes; Hemiscylliidae
Gene: acsbg2
Product: acyl-CoA synthetase bubblegum family member 2
Exons: 15
Coding region: 108-2366 (752 amino acids)
Cellular component (GO): membrane; endoplasmic reticulum
Molecular function (GO): long-chain fatty acid-CoA ligase activity
Source: RefSeq, a predicted model, not a curated record
CAGGCAGCUAUUUUAUUUCAAUAGGAAAAGGGACAUUUUAAUGGACUAAUCCAAAUUUGGCACAAAAGUUGCAGGCUCUGGUGAUAAACUCUAAACCCUACCAUACAAUGCCAAGGAUAGAAUCCGGAACAGUCUUGUGCGAUAUGUCGUUGAGCAUCAUUGACCCGGCAGCCGGACACCCACCACAAAGCGACCUGCUUCUUGGUGAUAAUGAGUUCGCGGGAAGCAUAGAGACCGCUCAUGGUGCAGUCACAGUGGAUUUUGGUUCUACACCAGAUAUAGAUGUCGACAACUUGGACCUUGAUAAAAUGCCAGAAAAGGAAGAGGUUUCUGAUAAAAGAGAUGUACUACAGAUAGUUACACGGAGUUUAGGCUCAACUGGUACAGACUUUUGUACCACCAGGAAGGAUGGUGAAGUCAAGCUGAGGAUGGAUGUUUCCGAUGCUCCAGGACAGCCACCAAUGACUGUCCACCAGAUGUUCACAGAGUCCGUUAGGAAGUACGGGGACUACAUCGCUCUUGCAUCAAAGCAUGGUGAAAACUGGAUGAAGCUAACAUAUAAGCAGUACUAUAAUGAAUGUAGAGGUGCUGCAAAAAGCUUUCUGAAGCUUGGACUCCAACGUUUCCACGGUGUUGGAAUCCUGGGUUUCAAUGCUCCAGAGUGGUUCAUUGCAGAUAUCGGAGCAAUCUUGGCAGGUGGAUUGGCCGUUGGAAUCUACACUACAAAUUCUCCUGAAGCUUGUCAAUAUGUAGCAAGUGAUAGUGAAGCUAAUGUCUUGGUUGUGGAGAACAACAAGCAACUACAGAAGAUCUUGCAGAUUCAGGAUCAGCUUCCACACUUAAAAGCAAUAGUACAGUACAAGGACGAACUGAAGGAUAAGAGACCAAAUCUUUACACUUGGGCAGAGUUCAUGCAGCUUGGGAAGGAUGUGCCGGAUUCACAACUCGAUGAGAUCAUCGCUACCCAGAAACCGAAUCAGUGUUGCACACUCAUUUAUACUUCGGGGACCACUGGAACGCCAAAGGGAGUCAUGCUGAGCCACGAUAAUCUAACAUGGACAGCUUAUGCAGCAGGAAAUAUGGUGCAACUGCGACCAGCUACUGAAAGCCAAGAAGCUAUUGUUAGCUACUUACCACUAAGUCAUAUUGCUGCACAAAUGAUCGAUAUCUGGCUGUCCAUAAUGUUUGGAGGCACCACUUAUUUUGCACAACCUGAUGCACUGAAGGGUUCUUUGGUGACCACAAUGAGGGAGGUCCGUCCCACAGCGUUUAUGGGUGUGCCGCGUGUCUGGGAGAAGAUGCAGGAGAAAAUGAAAACCAUAGGAGCAAAAUCCUCGACUGUUAGGAGGAAAGUUGCCUCCUGGGCGAAAGAUGUUGGUUUAAAAACCAAUCUAAAUCGCAUGCGUGGAAAUAAUGCAGUUUCAUUUAACUUCCGGGUGGCCAAUGAGUUGGUGUUUAAAAAGGUUCGGAAUGCUUUGGGAUUGACUCGUUGCACAAAAUGUUACACAGGAGCAGCUCCAAUAACCAAAGACACGCUGGAGUUCUUCCUUAGUCUCAACAUCCCCCUAUACGAGUUAUAUGGAAUGAGUGAAAGCUCAGGACCACACACCAUUUCCGUACCUGAUGCAUUUAGACUUUCAAGCUGUGGAAAGGUGAUGACAGACUGUAGGACAAAGAUCUUCAAUCCUGAUGAUGAUGGUUGUGGUGAGAUCUGUUUCUGGGGACGGCAUGUGUUCAUGGGUUACCUGCACAUGGAUGAUAAGACAGAAGAAGCAGUUGAUGAGGAUGGUUGGUUGCACUCAGGUGAUCUAGGGAAACAUGAUGAGAAUGGAUUUCUAUAUAUCACGGGAAGAAUUAAAGAGUUGAUUAUCACUGCUGGAGGGGAAAAUGUACCACCAGUUCCCAUUGAAGAUGCUGUAAAGGAACAUUUACCAAUCAUCAGUAAUGUCAUGCUGAUAGGAGACAAACGCAAAUUCCUAUCGAUGUUAUUAACACUAAAGUGCAAUGUAAAUGGUGAUUCUGGUGAACCACAGGAUGAUCUAUCAGAAGCAGCAAUUCAGUUUUGCCAAAGGAUAGGCAGCAAUGCCACAAAGGCAUCAGAAAUCUUAGCCAGCAAAGAUGUUUAUGUAUAUGGUGCCAUACAGGAAUGCAUCAACCAGGUGAACGAAAAGGCUACAUCGAAUGCACAGCGAAUUCAGAAGUGGCUUCUUUUAGAAAAGGACUUCUCCAUUCCAGGAGGAGAAUUAGGUCCAACAAUGAAACUGAAAAGGCCUGUUGUGCUGAAGAUGUACAGUGACCAAAUUGAUGAUCUGUAUAAGGAUGCAAUAACCCCAAUCACUCCAGAUAAUCCGCUUACAGCAAAAUAGACUUGGUUGUUACUACAGCAGUGAAACACCAGCUGGAUUUGUAGAUUGUUUGUUUAUAUUUUUGGUUUUGCAAUGUUAUCAUCAACUUUGGCAUUUCUAUAUUGUUCAAAUAAAUGUUCACGUUUCACAA